This is a messenger RNA of Gastrolobium bilobum, 859 nucleotides long. RefSeq names its product RING-H2 finger protein ATL40-like. The record is from RefSeq and is a predicted model, not a curated record. Bases 48 to 770 code for a protein of 240 amino acids. Lineage: Eukaryota; Viridiplantae; Streptophyta; Magnoliopsida; Fabales; Fabaceae. The transcript has a single exon.
UUCUCUAACACACACACACACACACACACAAAAAGGGAAAGAAAGCCAUGGGUUACUUUGAUGAUGAUCACAACAAUGACUCAUUUGGUUCAGACCAGAGAGAUUUUAACAGAAGGAUCUUGAUCAUGGCUAUAGUUUCCUUAUCAGUAGUGUUAGUUUUGGUCUUUGCACUUCACCUCUAUGCUAGGUGUAUCUUUAGACGCCAAGCUCGCAGCAGAGCCAUUUACCAACUAAGCCUCACCGUGGCUCAUGCUCAUAACCAAUCAAUUGAACCACCCAACACAGGGCUUGACCCUGCCCUCAUCACUUCUCUUCCCAUGUUCAUCUUCAAACGAAAGAAACCUCAACAAGAAGAAGAACCCCAUCAUCAUCAUAAUGAUGCCUCUGUUAUAGAAUGUGCCGUGUGCUUAAGUGCUCUAGAGGAUGAAGAAAUGGUGAGGUUGCUUCCAAAUUGUAAACACACUUUCCAUGUUGGUUGCAUAGAUACAUGGCUAGCUUCACACUCCACGUGUCCCAUUUGUCGAACCAAGGCUGAACCAAGGCUUGAACCGCAGCCACGUGAGGGUCCUACUAAUUUGCCUCUCAUGUUUGAACCGAUAGAAGGAACUUCAGAUGGUACUAAUAACAUUGUUUCUGGGUCACCCAAAAUCAAUGGUUCAAAUUCACGGUUGAGUUCAUUCAGAAGGAUUCUUAGUAGGGAAAGAUCAUCAAGAAGAAUCCAACCUUUUAGCCAUGGUGAUGAUGUUGAUCAAGAUUUAGAGACGCAGUAAUGUGAUUAUUGAUUGAUGAGGUACCCCUAUAUGGUUUUUUACCAUUAUUGUUAAAUUUCUCAUUAUACAGAUUGAUACACAAUAGAAAU